Magnusiomyces paraingens is the source of this 921-nucleotide messenger RNA. RefSeq lists its product as uncharacterized. Gene Ontology annotation, biological process: fatty acid beta-oxidation. Gene Ontology annotation, molecular function: enoyl-CoA hydratase activity. Gene Ontology annotation, cellular component: mitochondrion. The coding region runs from base 1 to 921 and encodes 306 amino acids. The transcript has a single exon. NCBI's taxonomy places the organism in Eukaryota, Fungi, Ascomycota, Dipodascomycetes, Dipodascales, Dipodascaceae. The record is from RefSeq and is a predicted model, not a curated record.
AUGUCUACAAAACUUUUGAGACCUCUUUUAAACAACAAGCGUGCUAUGCGCACGGCAUCGCGCAUGUGGUGUGCUACAUAUAGCACCUCAUCUACAGAUUCACCUGUCCGCGUCCAAUACGUUUCUGUCAAUGCUCCUUCCUUUGCUGAUGCAGAGCUUACCGAUACUCCACCCGCUGAUGGGUCCGGGUCAAUUGCAAUUGUGACACUCAAUAGACUUAAGGCCAAAAACUCCAUUUCACGACAAUUACUGGAUGAUCUUCACACUGCUGUGACCCGAGAUUACGCUGGACAAGGUACACGCGCACUAAUUUUGCGUUCUGCAGCACCAGACAUUUUUUGCGCAGGCGCAGAUCUUAAGGAACGGAAAACAUUUACCCAAGACGAUACCCGCGCAUUUCUUGCUAAACUCAACCACACUUUGGAUUUACUAGAAACCCAAGCAGUCCCUACCAUUGCGGCCAUUGAUGGUGUUGCACUUGGUGGUGGACUUGAGCUGGCUCUUGCAGCUGAUUUCCGUGUUUUGGGACCCUCUGCAGUAGUGGGACUCCCGGAGACUCGUCUGGCCAUCAUUCCAGGUGCCGGCGGCACUUAUCGUCUACCACGUCUUGUGGGUACUUCGCGUGCACUGGAUUUGGUGUUAACAGGUCGGCGUGUGGGAGCAGCAGAGGCAUUACAAUUAGGUGUUGCAUCUCGGGCUCUUGUGAAUUCUGGAGAAAGUGCGGAUGAGGGAGCAUGGGCACUUGCGCGAGAGAUUGGAGCAGGUGGGCCUGUUGCACUUGUUGCGGCGAAACAGGCAGUGCGUGGAGCAGCACCAGCAUGGGAAGCUGGGAUGUAUGCUCGGGUUGUAAAUACGGAGGACAAGUUUGAGGCUCUGGCUGCGUUUGCAGAGAAGCGAAAGCCGGUGUUUAAGGGACGUUGA